Microtus ochrogaster (prairie vole) is the source of this 4825-nucleotide messenger RNA. RefSeq names its product unc-5 netrin receptor B (gene Unc5b). Gene Ontology annotation, cellular component: membrane. Gene Ontology annotation, biological process: netrin-activated signaling pathway; anterior/posterior axon guidance. The record is from RefSeq and is a predicted model, not a curated record. NCBI's taxonomy places the organism in Eukaryota, Metazoa, Chordata, Mammalia, Rodentia, Cricetidae. Gene Ontology annotation, molecular function: protein binding; netrin receptor activity.
GGGCGACAGGAGCAUGAGGGCCCGGAGCGGGACGCGGGGCGCGCUGCUGCUGGCGCUGCUGUUCUGCUGGGACCCGACACUGAGCCUAGCAGGUCUUCUUGACUUAGGUGGCCAAGUCCUCCCAGACUCCUUGCCGUCAGCACCUGCAGAGCAGCUGCCUCACUUCCUGCAGGAGCCCCAGGAUGCCUACAUUGUGAAGAACAAGCCCGUGGAACUGCUCUGCCGCGCAGUCCCCGCCACACAGAUCUACUUCAAGUGCAACGGCGAGUGGGUCAGUCAGAACGACCAUGUCACACAGGAGAGCCUGGAUGAGGCCACAGGCUUGCGGGUGCGAGAGGUGCAGAUCGAGGUGUCAAGACAGCAGGUGGAGGAGCUCUUUGGGCUGGAGGACUACUGGUGCCAGUGUGUAGCCUGGAGCUCUUCGGGAACCACCAAGAGUCGCCGAGCCUACAUCCGCAUUGCCUACCUGCGCAAGAACUUUGACCAGGAGCCUCUGGCAAAGGAGGUACCGUUGGAUCAUGAGGUCCUUCUGCAGUGCCGCCCACCGGAAGGAGUGCCUGUGGCUGAGGUCGAAUGGCUCAAGAAUGAAGAUGUCAUUGACCCCACUCAGGACACCAACUUCCUGCUCACCAUUGACCACAACCUCAUCAUCCGCCAGGCUCGCCUGUCAGACACGGCCAACUACACAUGUGUGGCCAAGAAUAUUGUGGCCAAGCGCCGGAGCACCACUGCCACCGUCAUCGUCUAUGUGAAUGGCGGCUGGUCCAGCUGGUCAGAGUGGUCACCCUGCUCCAAUCGAUGUGGCCGAGGCUGGCAGAAGCGUACGCGGACCUGCACCAACCCAGCCCCACUCAACGGAGGGGCCUUUUGUGAGGGACAGGCCUUCCAGAAGACAGCCUGCACCACCGUGUGCCCAGUGGACGGAGCAUGGACCGAGUGGAGCAAGUGGUCGGCCUGCAGCACCGAGUGCGCGCACUGGCGCAGCCGUGAGUGCAUGGCGCCCCCACCCCAGAACGGAGGCCGCGACUGCAGCGGGGCGCUGCUUGACUCUAAGAACUGCACCGACGGGCUGUGCGUGCAGAAUAAGAGAACUCUAAACGAUCCUAAAAGCCACCUCCUGGAACCCUCAGGAGAUGUGGCGCUGUAUGCAGGCCUCGUGGUGGCCAUCUUCGUGGUUGUGGCAGUUCUCAUGGCAGUGGGCGUGGUCGUGUACCGAAGAAACUGCCGGGACUUUGACACGGACAUCACCGAUUCCUCUGCUGCCCUCACUGGUGGUUUCCACCCUGUCAACUUCAAGACUGCAAGGCCCAACAACCCGCAGCUCCUGCACCCUGCUGCCCCUCCGGACCUGACAGCCAGUGCCGGCAUCUACCGUGGGCCCGUCUAUGCCCUGCAGGACUCCGCUGAUAAGAUCCCUAUGACGAACUCACCCCUGCUGGAUCCCCUGCCCAGCCUCAAGAUCAAGGUCUAUAACUCCAGCACCACCGGCUCUGGAUCUGGCCUAGCUGAUGGAGCUGACCUGCUGGGCGUUCUACCGCCCGGCACAUACCCAGGCGAUUUCUCCCGGGACGCCCACUUGCUGCACCUGCGCAGUGCCAGCCUUGGUUCCCAGCAGCUCCUGGGCCUACCUCGAGACCCCAGCAGCAGCCUCAGCGGCACCUUUGGCUGCCUGGGUGGGAGGCUGAGCAUUCCUGGCACAGGGGUCAGCCUGUUGGUGCCAAAUGGAGCCAUCCCCCCCGGCAAGUUCUAUGAGAUGUAUCUGCUGAUCAACAAAGCUGAAAGUACCCUCCCACUUUCGGAAGGGACCCAGACAGUAUUGAGCCCCUCAGUGACCUGUGGUCCCACAGGCCUCCUCCUGUGCCGCCCUGUCAUCCUCACCGUGCCCCACUGUGCUGAAGUCAUCGCUGGAGACUGGAUCUUCCAGCUCAAGACCCAGACCCAUCAGGGUCACUGGGAGGAGGUGGUGACGUUGGAUGAGGAGACCCUGAACACCCCCUGCUACUGCCAGCUGGAGGCUAAGUCCUGCCACAUCCUGUUGGACCAGCUGGGCACCUAUGUGUUCACGGGCGAGUCCUACUCCCGCUCUGCAGUCAAGCGGCUCCAGCUGGCCAUCUUUGCCCCGGCCCUCUGUACUUCCCUGGAGUAUAGCCUCAGGGUCUACUGUCUGGAGGACACGCCUGUGGCAUUGAAGGAAGUGCUGGAGCUGGAGCGCACUCUGGGUGGCUACUUGGUAGAGGAGCCCAAGCCUCUGCUUUUCAAGGACAGUUACCACAACCUGCGCCUUUCCCUCCAUGACAUCCCGCAUGCCCACUGGAGGAGCAAGCUGCUGGCCAAGUACCAGGAGAUUCCCUUCUACCACAUCUGGAACGGCAGCCAGAAAGCCUUGCACUGCACUUUCACCCUGGAGAGGCACAGCCUGGCUUCCACCGAGUUCACCUGUAAAGUCUGCGUGCGGCAGGUGGAAGGGGAAGGCCAGAUCUUCCAGGUGCACACCAUGCUGGCCGAGACACCUGCUGGCUCCCUGGAUGCACUCUGCUCUGCCCCCGGCAAUGCUGUCACCACCCAGCUGGGACCCUAUGCCUUCAAGAUACCACUGUCCAUCCGCCAGAAGAUCUGCCACAGCCUUGAUGCCCCUAGCUCCCGGGGCAACGACUGGCGGCUGUUGGCCCAGAAACUGUCGAUGGACCGGUACUUGAAUUACUUUGCCACCAAAACUAGUCCCACGGGUGUAAUCUUGGACCUCUGGGAAGCCCUGCAGCAAGAUGAUGGGGAUCUCAACAGCCUGGCCAGUGCCUUGGAGGAGAUGGGCAAGAGCGAGAUGCUGGUGGCCAUGGCUACUGAUGGGGACUGCUGAGUGCUUGUGACCACAGGCAAGCGGGGACCAGUAUGAGACAGUCUGAGACAGUGCAAGGAGGCCUAGCAGCCUCCCUGUGGGGGUGUCCAGCCUUUGCCAUCCCUGGCUCACAGCUGGAAUGGUCCCCCACCCCCCUCCCUGCCGCAACCCUCAGACCACCACCAGCCUUAGAAAACCUCUGUGUUCUACUGCUGAGAGGCCAGGAUCCUUGCCCCACUGUUUCCUGGCUCGCACUGGGAUGGGUUGAGGCCUCUGGGCAACCUAAGGCCAGAGGCUUUCCCCCUUCACAGCCCACUACCCUCAGCCCUGUGACUUUGGUGGUCCACAGGUUUCAAUUCUGUGUUCACCACAUUGUCCUUGGCUAGGGACCUCUCUGCUAUCCCUGGACCUCUAUGAAAGUUGAGUUCGGUUCAGACAAACUGCUGUUUUCUGUCCAUAAGAAACAAAAAAGAAGAAAGGAAGAAUGAAUGAAUGAAUGAGUGAAUGAAUGCUUUAGAAGUCAGCAAAAACCACAAGGGAAAACAAAAACAAAAACAGUUUCUUAGGAAACGCAAAUGAUUUAUUAUCCAGAUACUUGGAUAGGUCCUUUUUUUAAAAAAAAAAUACUAACAAAAAAGUGAGAAAAGAAGAGGGGUGGGGGGGACUUUUAUUCUCCAGUGUGGUUAGGAGUUGGUGUGCUUGUGACUUGGGCCGUAGAUGAGUGCAUUCAUGGGCACGUGUUUGCACAAAUGUGUGUGUGCAUGGGUGUGGUCAGGGAAAUGAAUCCAUUGUGGGCUAAAUUCUGACAUGGCCUCAGUUUCCCCGGCUGUGCAGGGAGAUGAUACAGGAUUUUAGCCAUGGCAUUGAGUUCUAAAAUCAGAAGCAGCAGCUGGCUGGGACCUGGUGGUUCUCCCACCCUCCAGUGCCCCAGGCAGAUGCCCUUCUAUGGCCUUCUGGGUUUCUGAGACUCCAGCUGAAGGCCCAGGCCUGCUGCGACGUGGGAAGACUGUUCAGGUCUGUCUUACCAGCCUGGUUUAGUAAUGUGGCCGAGAGGUGAGGCUCCUGCAGAGAAGGAGGGGUCCUCCAGAUUCUCUCUCAGGCUGAAUGGCCUUGUGUCUAGGCUGGUACUGGCCGGUCCCCACCCCUGCACCUCUAGACCUUGGUUCACCCGUUCACUCUCCUGCUGGGGUCAGGAGACUAAGUAGACACCUUCACUCUUGGCCAUGGCCUGUUCCUGAACUGCCAUUGAGACCAGUCUGGGCACGUUCUGGACUUUGGAAGUUGGGGCUUCUGAGGGGAAGCAGGUUUCACAGUCACAGACCCAGCAAGCAUCUGUGUCCUGGCUUCUCUGCUACGGUUCCUGAGGUGGGUCUUAGAUUGAAACCAACGUGCCCCUAGCACCUAGGUAAAUACUGCCUCAGACAGUGACCCUGAACUUUUCCUGCCAAAGAUGCCCGUCCCUGCUGGUCACUGUUAGCCUAUGCACAGAAGGGGCCUCUGUCCAUCUGCACCCUGGGAGUCUAGACCAGGAACCAAGUUCUGGCCGUGCUGUGUGACUUCGGGCACAUAACUGCUGUCUCUGGGCUCCUUUUUAUCCUAGAAGCUCCAUGAGACCCCUUGGGGUCUCACCCUUUUCUGGGCUUCAGAAGGGAAUCUGAAGUCGAUUGUGGUCUGUAUGCCUUCCCUUGCCCAUCCUCAGAAACCUGCCUGCCUGGACGCUAGUGGGAGCACUUGGUGAGCGGGUCCCAGUUAGCGGGAGCCUAGGGCAGGACUCCAAGUGGGCAGUUUGGUAGCAGCAACCCAGGUAAUAUCUGCCAGCUAUGAACUGAGCCAGGGCUGUUGGGUUGGGCUUUCCACUCCUGCCUCCAAUGAGCUGGAUCCUCCUCCUCCUGUUCCUGGCCGGCUUGGUGUUGCAGGGUCCUGCAGGGUAUAUGUGUGUUUGCAAGCAUAUGCGUACGUACGUGUGUGUGUGUGUGUGUGUGUGUGUGUGUG